AUGACUCAGAACCAAGACAUUAUGAAGAAAGUUGUUUUCUUUAUUGAUUCGUCGCAAAUAAAGAUUCUUUGGUCAAAGGAUAAAGUGUCAGUAGCAACACCCUGUGACGAUCGAUGGCCAUGCGCUCGCGUCACCCGCGCGUUGGGUAUAAACACGCGAGCCUGCCGCACCGAAGUCAGUCCACUCUCGGGUUCAGCACACGGCGCACACCAACAACUACCACUGUUCAACAAAAUGUUUGGACUCAAGAGUUUCUUUGUGUACUCCCUCUUACUCUCCGUCACGGUACUCGGUAAGCACAAAAAGGCCAAGCCGAAGAAGUUCGUAUCGCCCACCACUAAAGGUAUACAAUGCUACAACUGCCUGUCGUUCGACCAUCCCGGUUGCUGGGAUCCGGACCAUCCAGACUACGCCAAUGUGACGGUACCCAACAUCGACUGCUACAUUCCCGGAAUGGCGUUCCUGUGCAUAGUAAUCACAUCAGAGUCGGCGAAAUUGGUGGAAACCGGUCAAGAGAUCGGUCCGGUCCGAGCGCGCACAUGCGUUCCAGCCAAGGAUUUCUCUAAGAAGACCGUUUCAUACUCCAUGUGCAGUAAGUUGAGCAAGGAACUGUCAGCGUCGGAGAUAUUCUCCCGUAUAGCGGUGAUCAGACCACAGUGCACCCUUUGCAAGAAGCAUCUGUGUACCGAUGCAUCGCACUGCUAA
Diatraea saccharalis (sugarcane borer) is the source of this 705-nucleotide messenger RNA. NCBI's taxonomy places the organism in Eukaryota, Metazoa, Arthropoda, Insecta, Lepidoptera, Crambidae. The record is from the annotation of a GenBank genome assembly.